Nelumbo nucifera (sacred lotus) is the source of this 1469-nucleotide messenger RNA. NCBI's taxonomy places the organism in Eukaryota, Viridiplantae, Streptophyta, Magnoliopsida, Proteales, Nelumbonaceae. The record is from RefSeq and is a predicted model, not a curated record.
CAAACGAAGAAAAGGAAGUCACAGAUGAGUGAAAACUGAAAAAUGGAAGGGUUGCUGCCCCCACGUUCUUCUCCGGGAGUCUCCCUAGUCCAACUCGCAGACUGUAUAGAACAGCUCUUGAAGUUCAUUCUCUCGUCUUGUGUCGAUAGAACCCUAGAAAUCGAUCUAGGGUUGUCUGAGGAGUACUGCUCCAAUCUACUUAGAGCUGAUCCCAGUGACGGCAAUUUUGAUGUUGGAGAUGUUGCAGAAGGAAUGCCACAUUAUCCUUUAUAUAAGUCUCUGACAUCAGCUCUAUACCAAUGCAUAACUUCUAGAGCCUUUAAGAGAACAUCUAAUAAACUGGUGUUGGCCCAGGAAGAUGAAUCAUUUAAGCAAAAAGAACAUGACUGGAAUAACAUUAUUUUGGAGAAGGGAUCUGAAUUGACAAAUGUGCUGAAGACUGUAGGGUUUGAACUUCAUGUCCAGGAGCCUUUCUUUUCACAGCUGAGAGAUGGCACAAAAACAAUUGAAGGGAGAUGUGCUGUUGGUGACUACAACAAAAUUGGACCUGGUUCUCUUCUUCUUUUGAACAAAUGCUUCAUGCUUGAAGUUCAGGAUGUCAAGAAAUAUGCUUCAUUUUAUGAGAUGUUGGAAAUGGAGGAUCUUCUUAAGGUUCUUCCUGGCAUAAAAGGAAUUGAAGAAGGUGUCCAGAUCUACCAAAAGUUUUACACUGAAGAGAAGGAAAAAGCCAAUGGUGUCCUUGCAAUUUGUGUUUCAAUACCAGCUACCCAGCCUUACCUUUCGUUGGCCAGAAUAAUUUGUGAAUUGAGUUAUGAGGGCAUUGGGACCCUCCUGGGUUUGAAGCAUACUGUAGGAACACUUCCAGAGUCUCUUCCUCCACCAAGAUCAGCUCUCCUAUCAUCAUUUAUGAUGCUUCAGAAUCCAAAUGUUAAAGGUAGCACCCUAACAAAGGGAGCAAGGGCUUUGGCUAAGCAUGUUAACAGGAGUAGUGAUGGAUGGUGGGGUAGCUUCCAGGGAAAUGUUCAUAGGAUUUCUGGAGCCAUACAUGGAAGAUGGCCAUUCCAAGGGAUGGAGGCAUUAGAAGUUGCUUUCAGAGACAUUGGUCCACUAACUUUUUUCUCUGUACAAAUGUACCUGUUACUCAAACAAACAUCAUAUGCCAAAGCAAAUAUUUUCUUUUAAAGAAGCUGAAUUUAGAUGGGAGAAAAAAAUAUUAUUCAAACCCGAUUUUCUAUAUUUUAUUUAAUAUUUACCCCCAUGUAAAAAUAUUGAUGCAUUUGGCGCUUAAAAGCUCAAAACAUGUGUAAGGCAAAAGCAUUAUUUUUUCUUUUUUUUUUUUUAUUGUCUAGGGAAAUGGGCUACACAGUCCCCUGUUGUUCUUAAUCCUAAGAAAUGUAAUCAACAUGCGGCUUUACCAGUAAAGCCAGCUGGCAUUUUUGGUUAUAUAAUCUAAGUGCAAAUUAACAACA